CAUCACAAGCUUCUCGAGCGUGCGUGUGCGUCGUCGCGGAGGAGGUCGGCCAGGCCAGCAGGCGAAGGCCUGUAUUAGGUGGAGAGACGUAAAACACGGUCGGCGAACCACCUACCACCGAACUAGGGGUAACGGCAGCGAUCAACGAAAUCGUGCGGCCUCGCAGGUGACUCGGAGCGAGGGCUUCCGCCGCUCAGUGGAAGUAGUACCACCUGAUAGGGCCGAAAUCCUUUCCGCAAUAACAUCGCCGUGGCUUCGUGAGGACAGUGAACGCAUCGAGCGAUGGCCGGGUCGGCGUUGCGCAGGUUGAUGGCGGAGUACAAGCAGCUGACUUUGAACCCACCCGAAGGCAUCAUAGCGGGACCGGUGAGCGAGGAGAACUUCUUCGAAUGGGAAGCACUCAUCACCGGACCGGAGGGCACCUGUUUCGAAGGCGGCGUUUUUCCGGCCAAGCUCACAUUUCCCCCCGAUUACCCGCUCAGUCCACCGAAGAUGCAGUUUACGUGCGAGAUGUAUCAUCCCAACAUCUACGCGGACGGUCGCGUAUGCAUCUCAAUCCUGCAUGCGCCAGGCGAAGACCCCAUGGGCUACGAGUCGAGCGCCGAACGUUGGAGCCCCGUGCAAAGCGUGGAGAAGAUUCUGCUCUCUGUGGUCUCCAUGCUGGCCGAGCCCAACGACGAGAGUGGUGCCAAUGUUGACGCAGCCAAGAUGUGGCGCGAGGACAGACAGCAGUUCAAUCGCAUCGCCGACCGCCUGGUGCGCAAGUCGCUCGGCAUGCUUGCCUCCUGAAACUGCCCGACCAAUAAAUUCCUCAACAGCGAAAAACGAA
This is a messenger RNA of Rhipicephalus sanguineus (brown dog tick), 829 nucleotides long. RefSeq names its product ubiquitin-conjugating enzyme E2 G2 (gene Ubc7). The record is from RefSeq and is a predicted model, not a curated record. Gene Ontology annotation, cellular component: cytosol; endoplasmic reticulum. The transcript has a single exon. NCBI's taxonomy places the organism in Eukaryota, Metazoa, Arthropoda, Arachnida, Ixodida, Ixodidae. The coding region runs from base 283 to 789 and encodes 168 amino acids.